This is a messenger RNA of Vitrella brassicaformis, 1164 nucleotides long. Lineage: Eukaryota; Vitrellaceae. The record is from the annotation of a GenBank genome assembly.
AUGGUCCUAGGCCUCUUCAAUUCGAUCCCUGGGCCGUUGAAAGAGGGUCGGCGGAAAGAAAAAAUCAUGAGGGACCUCUUCAACAAAUGCAAGUAAGUAAGAUGCCGAACAUGAGAGUGGACACUGGCUGUAUUAGCUAGUGUGUAUUCCUGCUAUAUCGGUAGAUGUUGCGAUCAGACGUCCUGGGAGAAAAAGAUGUACUUCCACACCUCCAGACAAAGCAGAGAGGGAACGAGGCAUAUAUCUGUACUGUUUACAGGCUUGAACACGAGUUGCAGGAAAUGAGAGAGCACAAUUCUACGAGUCCAGCAGGUGGGUGCUUGACUGCCCUUCUCUAGCAACCAGCCCACCCACCCACUCAUAUUGUCCCCCACUGAUUGUUUCAUUCAUUUAGUGUCCCCGGGCGCUUCUGGCGACAGCCCCUACAAGCCUGGUGCACCACGCAUUACUCUUCUUGUGCUGGACGUCAGUAUGUAUUUAUGUAUCUGAUUCAGAGACAGACACGGAUUUGUGUAAGAUUGGAGCAAUUCACCCUCAGCACUGGCCAAGCAACCAGGUGAUGGGGUUAGGAUAUAUCCCCAUGCAUUCAUACAUACGUUUUUGCACCGCCCAGCAACCGAUGGACCACGAGCUGCUUGAGCCGAUCUACGGCUACCGCACGAGCAAGAGCAAGAAAGAAUACCGCCACUGCAGCAUCGACGAGAAAGAGAUCUGUGUGCUGGUAACUUUUGUGUUCCGGCUGCAAGGCGAAUAAUUUCCGUCCUACAUAUUCUGUCUGAAGCGUGUGGGCUGCUUCCGUAUGCGUUUGGUUCAUACAGGAGGGCAAACACAGAAUGGCCUCCCGGGAAGGCGACCCCGACCGAUACAUGUCGAUCAUCACAGGCCAUUGUUACAAGGGGCGUGAGCAGGAAACCAAGCUCUGCGAUGUCCGGAACAGGCUGACCAUCAAGCUGAGGGCCGACGAUCUACACAACAAAUACAAGAUGCGUGUCUGUACGUACUCAAUUUGGGCAUCAAUCCACACAUGCACACACACAUACACAGCACAUGCUAAUAGGGUGUUGCUGUCUCCUGUGCCCUGCAGGUUUUCCCAAAUCUGGUGGCGCAAGCGUUAAGCCAAGCCGCAGCUUCCACGACGCUCUGCAGGCCAUCAAGAACUACUGA